Molecule: messenger RNA, 1672 nt
Organism: Colossoma macropomum (tambaqui)
Lineage: Eukaryota; Metazoa; Chordata; Actinopteri; Characiformes; Serrasalmidae
Gene: fam3c
Product: FAM3 metabolism regulating signaling molecule C
Exons: 10
Coding region: 150-833 (227 amino acids)
Source: RefSeq, a predicted model, not a curated record
CGCCCCCUCGUGGUUUGUGGAAGACCUGCAUAUUUCUGCGGCUGUGUUUCGGUGUGUUCGUGGCAGUCAGGUGCCGUGACUGAGCUGAGUCAGGUUUGAAUCUCCUUUUGCUGAUAUCUGUUCUCGCAGUGAAAUACGCAUUUUACAAAAUGAUAAGAGCAGGAGGAAUCCUGAAGUUGGCAGCACUGGUUUCUGUCUUCUUCUUGGCAGCUUUUCUCGCCUUUGAGCUCCUAGAAAUUAACUUGGACUUUAAUUUCGCUCGUAUGUUCGCAAGAUCUGCCCCCAAUGAAGAGGCCCCUACAAAGCAGUCACGUUACAAAUGCGGUCUGUCGAAGCCCUGUCCUGAAGACCACUUCUCCUUUAAGAUGGCCAGUGGAGCUGCCAGUGUAGUUGGACCCAAACUAUGCGUAGAGGACAAUAUAUUGAUGAGUGGGGUGAAGAACAACGUAGGAAGGGGUUUGAACAUCGCUCUGGUCAAUGGAAGGACUGGCCAGCUCAUCAAGACUGAAUUCUUUGACCUGUGGGCUGGAGAUGUCAACCCACUUAUCCAGUUUCUGAACAAAAUCGAAGAUGGAACAAUUGUCAUGAUGGCCACUUUUGAUGACUCUGCUACAAAGCUGAAUGAUGAGGCAAAGCAGCUAAUAUCAGACCUGGGAAGUUCAAAUAUCAGCUCACUAGGCUUCAGGGACAACUGGAUCUUCGUUGGAGGAAAGGGGAUCAAAACAAAGAGUCCCUUUGAACAGCACAUCAAGAACAACGCAGAGUCCAACAAGUAUGAAGGCUGGCCAGAAGUUCUGGAAAUGGAGGGAUGUAUUCCUCGAAGACAAGACUGAAACAUCAGCUCUCUUGGACCAAAUGACCCACAAUCCAUGUGCCCAGUCAGUGAAAGCUUAAAAAAACAAAGAAAGAAAAUUCCAGUAAGAUUUAAAAUUCCUCCAGAUUCCACCACUAUAUGGAAAAGGUCUUUACGUUUAGGUAUUAUGAACACCAGCCUAAAUUUACUAAUUCAUCAACCUAAAUUCAAAAUGUUGCAGUUUACCUUAACUGCUGUACCUUUUGUUAUGCCUGUUACAACUGGCUAUUUGUAUUUAUAUACAGCUUUACUCAUUAAUCGAGUGUGCUGGGAAACAAAAAAAAAGGUUUUCGCUGUGUUUGCCAAGUCCGUUCUGUCUCAAUCUCAGUGCUUCUGUUGUAUUAGAUUCCUAUACUAUUGACUAAUGACAGUCAUACUUGUGAGCCCUGAUAUUGUCACUAAAUAGAUCAUUGGUCAUGUUUAUCUCACUGUUUAUCUGUAUCGAUAAUGUUGCAAUAAUUUAAGUAGUUUUUAAUGCCUGUCUUGAGGACAGUCAUUUUAGAUAGACAGGAAUAAUACAGAGCACAUCACAUGCAAGGCUUAGUGCGUAACUAAUCUCAAUUCCAAAUAAGAAAACACUGGUGAAUAUCCGAAUCUUCAUGAAAACUACGUAAAUGAGUUUUACGAAGAAAUUUCUUCUUAAGAACAGUUGAUGAAUGAGGCCCAAUAUUUCUAACUCCUAGUGCUAGUUCAUGAAAGGCUGCAUAUACACUGACCAGCCACUUCAUUAAAACCACCUUGUUUCUACACUAAUUUUAUCAGCUCCACUUAGUAUAUAGGUGCACUUAGUAGUUCUACAGUUACAGACUGUAGUCCAUC